UGGCAACGAUUCGAAUUGGUGAUGUCUCGUUGAGAGUCAUGAAUCCAGAGAGCCCAGAGUUAGUUCCUGAUUGUCCGGAACCAUUUUACGAAGAUUCGCAACUGGUUCUCAAGUAUGCACAAUUUACCAAUCGAGAAAUCGAAUAUGUGCCAUUAUCCAAGGAUUGCACGGAUUCAGAUCUUAAACAACGCCGAGAAAUUUCUAAAGGGACAGCACUCUAUUUAGAUCAAUCUUGCGUACGGGCUGCCACUGAGGGUAGAAUGCUCGUUUUGGAUGGAAUUGAAAAGGCCGAAAGAAAUGUGCUCCCGAUAUUAAAUAAUUUACUGGAAAACAGAGAAAUGGCCCUGGAAGAUGGUAGAUUUUUGGUCCAUCCAAAACGUUAUGAUUCCCUUUUUAAAACGGUUAAGAAGAGUGUCAUGGAUGGUUGGAAGUUGGUCAAAGUGUCAGAACGUUUCAUCGUGAUAGCUCUUGGGCUGCCCAUUCCUCCAUAUGUUGGGCAUCCGUUGGAUCCUCCUCUCAGGUCAAGGUUUCAGUGUAGAGACGUCAGGCAACCAAAAUUUGAGGAUCAAGUCAAACAUUUGCGCCGAUUAUCACCAGGUGCCAAUUCAGAAAUCCUGGAGAGGCUUAUCUCCGUCGCAAAUGUGAUCGGGUCCGUGCAAUCUGAUGACGAUGGUGGUGGAAUCGAAAUUCCCGAAUUUCCAAUAUCGCUCGAGUCAAGUGCGUUGGUAUUACAAAAUUUUCCGGAUAUUCAACCUCGGUUUCUAUUGGAUUUGCUAUACCCAUGGCCACUGCUUCCGACAUGUAACUCCGAACAAAGGAGUAUUAUAGAGACG
Messenger RNA from Acaulospora colombiana, 833 nucleotides. The record is from the annotation of a GenBank genome assembly. NCBI's taxonomy places the organism in Eukaryota, Fungi, Glomeromycota, Glomeromycetes, Diversisporales, Acaulosporaceae.